AUUGUCAUUGUAGCACCUCAGAAACCCGGAGAACAACUUUUCAUUCAAAGCUGGACUUUUGCCAUUACGCAAACACUGUGAGUGGCCUUUAAUGGCGGGCGUGGCUUUCUCUUGCAUAUCUGCUGCUUCCCUGCUGCUCAAUGCGGAAGGAAAACAGGCAGCGAAGAAUCCCUGAUCAACUACUGACCCGAGGCAACUUCUUCAGGUUUUGUGCAAGAAGUGAAGUUUUUGACUUUUCUACGUGAUAAAGAUCGCCAUGUGGCCAAACCAAGGUCCCCCUCAUCCUAUUGGCGCCCCAAACCCAGCUUACCCUCCUGGCUAUAACCCUGCAUUUCCUGGUGCUCAGAUUCCAGGGGUCUUCCCCAACGCCCAACCUCAAUGUCCAGCGUACCCCGCUGGUGGUCAGUAUCCAGCCUGUAUUAACCCAGGCAUGGCACUACCACAUGUAACUCCAGGGGUGAUGCCCUAUGGAGCUCCAGGGCCUAACCCUUAUCCUAUGGCACCAGGUGGCUUUCCAGUGGUUCCUCCUGGAGGUGUUCACCCAGGCCCAUAUCCACACUCUCCCAAAGGUGGUCAUAAAGGCCACCACAAAGGCCACCACAAAGACCACCACAAAGGCCACCACAAGGGUCAUCAUGGUGGUGGGCUAAAUCCCAUGAUGGGUGCAUUAGGAGGAGGAUUGGCAGGAAUGGGAAUGGCAGGAAUGGGAAUGGGGAUGGGGAUGGGCGGCCAUAAAGCACACAAAAAGAUGAAGAAGAUGAAGAAAGCAAAGGGGCACAAGCACCACAAACACGGCAAGUCUUCCAGCAGUAGCAGCAGCAGCAGCAGCAGCAGUAGCAGUGACUGAGGCCACUGGUUCAAGACAAAACAUUAAAAGAAAUGUGGCUCUGCAAAAGGGCAUCCUAUUCACGCUGAACAUGCAAAUGCCACACUUAUCACUACUGACAGGAAGUCUUUAAGAAACUGAACUUUUUUAUCAUAUAUUUAAUCGGCUAUUAAAACUAAUGAACAUUUCCACAGUUUAUGGCUGUAUUAUAGCUAUAUUAUGUGUUAUAUGAAUCUUCUUACUUUUUAGAUUUUGGCUUGUAAUAAUGUAAAAUGCAAAGCUACAUUAUGCAUAGGUUUCUGUAAUAAAGUAUAGGCAAACAUUGGGCAGUAGUAGCUUAGUCUUAAGGGAUUUGGCUUGGGUACCAGGGGGUUACAGCUUCAAGUAAUGUUACUGACCAAGUCUUGAAACUGGGCUGGGAGCUCGAGAGGUGCCAGGUCAGUUCUUGGACACUGCCAAGGUGCCAUUCAGUGGGGUACCAAACCCCCAUCUGCUCAGCUCACUGUAUAGACAUAUCUCAGUUAAUGUAUAACUAUAGGAUCCUGUUUCUACAACAAGUGUGUAAUUAUGUUCAUGUGUCUAACUUUGUUUAGAUCUGUCAUUGUGAUUUAAUAAGAGAAAUACUUUAAAAUGUGUUUUAUUUUCUUAGAAAGAAGGAGAGAAUGAUCAAAUUUAGCCUGAAAAGGGUAUUUUUUUUAAUUUUUUUUUUGUAAUUUCAUGGGCGUACCUGCACAUGCAGAAAAAUCCAUUCUGAAUUGCUUUGUUCUAUCUACACUAUUUGUUAUACAUGUAAUGGGUAUGCAAUAAAUACUGCUCAAUAAAUACAUGAAAAUAGAAA
Notolabrus celidotus (New Zealand spotty) is the source of this 1664-nucleotide messenger RNA. It is a transcript of the gene prr13, whose product is annotated as proline rich 13. Bases 257 to 847 code for a protein of 196 amino acids. Lineage: Eukaryota; Metazoa; Chordata; Actinopteri; Labriformes; Labridae. The record is from RefSeq and is a predicted model, not a curated record. The transcript is spliced from 4 exons.